AUGAACCGGUUGUUGCAGCAUUUCGUGGACUCAAAUGGGGCUCCGAGCACACCAGCGUCGCGUCCGUCCAUCCCAAUACCUCCACAAUCGUCUGGGGGCUCGAACAACCUCAACAACCGCGGCUCAUAUCAACGCGCAGCGCCUGGAGGUCCGUUUUAUUACCAGCCGCCCCAUUGGCAGUCUUCAGGUGUGAGUGGAUUGGAGGAAAUCCCACUCACGUCCCAGUCAAGCGGUGGUACGUACGAGACGGUGGACUUGAAUACUGACACGAGUCAGCAUUUAUUCAGUUCGAAUCGACGAUCAUCAUUUCAAUCUCCUGGGAGCACGGAAUCAGCUGCUGAGCUCUUCUCGAGUGGUCCCCCACCCGUAAAAGAGUUUUUUGUCAAUGGAGAUAAUCCAUACAGAAGAUCGUCGAAAUCUGUGACGAAUGUGUCCUUUGGUUGUGGACAUGGAGGGAACAAUACUGGAGAGGAGAAAAUUAGGCAUUCUCCGUCACAAAAAGAAGACCCAUUUGCAACUUUGUCGGAUAAUAGUAGAAUGGACAAUUACAAAGCGCACAUGAAGAGCCCAUUUGUGACACAGGAUGGACAGAAGGACCCAUUUUCGACGCAUACGGAGGAGAACAGGAAUGUGUGUGAGAAUGGGACAUUACGGGCAGAAAAGAAUGUGAAUGAUUCGCUCAUAGCGCAGCCGUCAAAGGAUACCGGGUAUCAACAUGAACCGAGACAGCAACAAUCUCCAAGCUCGACAGCUGAUCCAUUUGCUUCUGCUCCUUCUCAUUCGGAUACAAAUUUGUUUGAACCGCCUGCUUUAUUGAAUGAUGGACAUGAACAUAUGCCGAGUGCUGACAGCCUAUUUGGGUCUCCUGAUCAGACAAACAGUGGAAACGGGAUGCAUCCGGCUCCGUUUGCACCGCUUUCACAACCUGCACCAAACUUAGUUCAAGCGCAAGAAUUGUUUUCUAGUGAAGAACCAAGUGCGAGCUGUUUGUUUGGUGCAGCAGGUGUAUCGACGACGUUUCAGGCUCGCCACCGUUCAUCGACGGAUCCACAUACCAAAGCUUCACCUUUACCGCCCAAGCCCCCGAUUCGCGCCUCACUCUCAUCGUUUAAGUCUCAAGCGGGUGCUGCACCUUUACCAGCAAAUUCGCAGAUAAACUUUUUGCCGCCGUCAAUGAAGCCGCCUGUUAACAACCCGCCUUCACCCAUGAAUAAUGCCUUACUGUCGCCGAUGAAAACCAUCAAGCAGCAUCUUCGGCAUCUCCAGCGGUGA
This is a messenger RNA of Peronospora farinosa, 1272 nucleotides long. The record is from the annotation of a GenBank genome assembly. NCBI's taxonomy places the organism in Eukaryota, Oomycota, Peronosporomycetes, Peronosporales, Peronosporaceae.